This is a messenger RNA of Rotaria socialis, 1677 nucleotides long. The record is from the annotation of a GenBank genome assembly. Lineage: Eukaryota; Metazoa; Rotifera; Eurotatoria; Philodinida; Philodinidae.
AUGUGUCCCAUUGGUACUAGUGGAAAAACCAUGCCUAAAAAUGAUGAUAGUUACCAAUAUAAUGAUGAGUUAAACCAUCGAUAUAAUGAUAUAAAAUAUUUUGUUAAUGUAUAUACAGCAGCAUUACAUUUAAGACAACGAAUGAAAGAAGAAAAAUUAAUUCAUCACUCAUAUUCAGCUUAUUUUAAUGAUGAAAAUAAUAAUAAUAAUAAUAAUUUCCAUUCAUUAUUUCAUAAUUGUUUUCAUUCGUAUGAAAUUAUUAAUUGGCUUAUAAAACGACAAUUGUGUAAAACAAUCGAUGAUGGACAAGAACUAUUUCAAGUUUUAGAAAAAUUAAAAAUUAUUCAUCAUGUUUGUGAUUUGAAUGAAUUUGAAUAUUCUUCAUUGCCGUCGUCGAUUACAAAUGUUAAAUAUUUGUUUCGUUUUCGCCUUGAUGAUGGAACAGCUGAUGAAAAUCGUUCCUUUCAACAGUUUGCUUCCAUUUAUGAAACUUAUGCAAGUUUAUUUACACUUGAUAAAAGUCAAUGUCGUGGUAUAGAUUUACAACAAGAACCAACUUCUCGAAAUCCAUAUGAUGAACACUCAGGAAUAUUACUAAAAGGCGACAAUUUAGCUCGAAUGGUUGCCUUACGUAGUGUUACAAACAUGUCUAAUAUUGAACGUCUUGUUGAUGAAAUGAUCAUAUAUGGCCUUGUUCAAUUCAAUGAAUGUGAACAACAAACAGAAUGCAAUUGUUCAAGAAAAUUUCGUAAUGACGAUCAUCAUCAAUAUAUACUAAGUAAUUCUCAUCGUUUAACACCAAAACAACGUCUUGAUUUAAUUGCUUUAAUGCAAAAUGAUAUUCAUGAAUCAAAACAAGAAUCAUUAAUAUCUCCAAUAUUAAAUGAAACAGUGCAAACAUCGAUCAGCAGUAAUACAAUAAGUGGUGAUCAAUCGACACGAAAAACUUCGAAUAGUGAUGAAAAUGAUUGUACAACUAAAUCGACUUGUUCGACAAACAGUUUCAGAAGAAAAAAAUAUUCAAGUCUUAAUUCACCAGCGAAUCCAGAACAUCGCCCAAGUGCAGAUGAACUUGAACGACGUGAAUUACCAUGGUGUUGGAGGAACUAUACGCUCAAACGUGAUCGUUCUGGCUAUGGACUAAUUCUUCAAGGUCAAGGUCCAUGCUAUGUUGAAAGACUCGAUCCAUAUGGUUCGGCAUUUACAUCUGGAAUUCGGGUUAAUGAAUAUAUAUAUGCAAUUGAAGGUAUUAAUGUUCUACGUCGUUCAGGAAAAGAAGUCGAACGUUUACUAUCAAUGUUCGAUAAAUGUACAGUCUAUACAAUAUAUAAUCGGGAUGAUUUCCAUCGGAUACCAAUACCACAUAAUGAAUUAAAUGGCAAAAAUGAUAUUCAUUGUUUCAAACAUAUAUCAUCAUCAUCAUUAAAUGAUCAUAAUACAAAUAAUAAAAAGAAAUCAUCAUCAACUGUUAAUAAUCUUUCAUCAACUCAUACGAUUCACCAUCAGCAUCAAUCAUCAUAUUCAUCAUCACCAACAUCAUCUCUAGAUGGAAGCUCAUCAUGCUCAAUCUCACCGAAACAUUCACAACAAUAUUCAAAUAAUAUAAAAGGUGCAUUGACAAAACAUUUUCAAUUUUUUCGAUUAACAUCUCGGUCUUGCUCGAAUACAUUGAAAUAA